Penicillium alfredii is the source of this 879-nucleotide messenger RNA. RefSeq lists its product as uncharacterized. Gene Ontology annotation, molecular function: metallopeptidase activity. The transcript is spliced from 4 exons. NCBI's taxonomy places the organism in Eukaryota, Fungi, Ascomycota, Eurotiomycetes, Eurotiales, Aspergillaceae. The coding region runs from base 1 to 879 and encodes 292 amino acids. The record is from RefSeq and is a predicted model, not a curated record.
AUGAGCGACGCUGGUGUUGAUUCAGUGAAAUGGAUCUCGAGGACUUGGAAUCGCAAGAAUCCACUUUCAAGCUCUCGCAAAAAACGAAGGCGCAUCAGCCAAACCCUGCUGUCAUUCUUAGCGAUUGAUCUCGAUAAAGAUGGCUUUAAUUCAGCAAACAAGAAAAAGCUCAAGAAAUUGCAGAAGAUUCUUGCGGUGCCAAAACAAUUAAUCAAGAAAUCUGAUCUUCCCACAUUCUGCAACGAUGAUUUUCGCACCGAUAAAGGCCCAAACAACCAGGAACACAAAAUCAAUGGGGAAAAAGCAUACUGGGAUACAAUAUGGAAAUUAUGGAGUGUGGCGCCCACCUGCAAAUCAAUGUCGGACCUUGAUGGCUAUAUGAGCUUCAAGGAAAAUCCUGACGAGAACCCAGGAACUGCAGAGAGACUCGUCAUAUGUCCUAGUGGCUUUGGAAAGCCAGAUACUCUCAGCCAAUUAAGGUCUAAGGGUGUGCAAGAGGUCAUCCGUCAAAAAGUGGAACUGGAUGAUGUCUCGGAAUAUGUCGCUCUGACCCUUUUCCACGAGUUGCUACACUCGCAGGCGGCCGGUUAUUUGGAAGAUUAUAAUGUCCAUACGGGGGAGUCCAUUUUUGUAGGGAAUAGCAACGACAAAAGCAACGAAGACGAAGAAGAGGAGGCAAUUCCAGCUUAUGGCCAAGUGGCGGUUCCCAUUUUUGCCGAGAGCUUCCCUGACAAAGCCAUGAACAAUGCGGAUAGUGUCGCCCUGUACGCCGCUGCGAUGUACCUGCAUAAAUGGUCUUGGUGGACUGGAGAAGCUCAAAUCCCAGAUAAGGAAUCCUGUGAUGAGGGCAGUGACGAUGCUGAUUGCUGCAUUCAGUGA